CUGUUUACUCACAAUCUGAUUCUCUGUCUCUCGCUACUGACUCAAACUGUUCAUUUGACGAACAAGUUAAGUAAUAAGGAAGAAGAGAUUAUGGAUUUGAAUAAGUGGGGGGAGGGAGUCGACAGGAUCAGCAACUUACCCGACUCACUUAUUCAUCAUAUCCUCUCCUUUCUGAACAUCAAGCAUGUUGCUCAAACUAGCGUGUUAUCUAAAAGAUGGAGUUACAUUUGGAUCACUGUCCCCAUCCUUGAUUUUCAAGACCUGGAAUGUAUCAGACCUACUUCUUCGGAGACCAAUAAGUUCAUGGAUUUUGUAGAUGGAACAUUGCAUCGUCGGCAUAGCGGGGCAAAUACACAAAGGUUUGCUAUCACUUGGUAUAACGAUUUGAAUGAAUAUCGAGUUUUUUCUUGGAUUUUUAGUGCUGUAAGGAGUAAUGUUCAGCAAGUCACUCCACGUUUAAUCCAGAACGAACCCAUGAUUAUUACCCGCUCUCUUUUUACUUGUGAAUCGCUGAUUUCCUUGAAGCUAAAUGUAGUCCCUAGUGUCAGCUUUCCUAAUUAUAUCUCGUUUCCAAAACUCAAGUGCCUUGAACUCGAUGGAGUCGCCUUUAGUAAUGAAUACUGGAAUGAGAAGCUCUUUUCCAAUUGCCCCGUCCUUGAAGAUUUCAGUAUGGAACAUUGCACUUGGUUUGGUGUUCCAAAUUUCUAUAUUUCAACCCCUGCACUGAAACACUUUAAGAUUGAUAAUUGGGAGGACGAAUGGUUGCCGCGUGGAGAGGAUGAUGGGUUACAAGGUUGUACUCUCAAAGUUGAUGCCCCAAAUCUGGAGACAUUUUAUUACAAUGGUAGCAUUGCCAAGGAGUAUGUUCUGACAACCUUUCCGUUAUUAGUUAGAGCAGUCGUCCAGUUUCGCUUUAAACCAUAUGUUGCAACAAGGGAGCAAAGGAUUGAUCAUGGUGCAGCUAUAAGUCAGUUUCUUCGAGCCCUUGUGAAUGUAAAACGUCUAAGUGUUUCCGGUGAUACCUUACAGGCUCUCUCCUUUGCAGACGAUCUGUUAGAAAACCUGCCUACAUUUCACAAUACCAAGGAUUUGAUCAUAUAUGAGGAAGUAACCGCUGAUAAAGCACUAGUUGCUUUGCUCAAAGCAACACCUAAUCUGGAGUCACUUAUAUUUUACGGGCCGCUGCCUAGUGAUGACGAAGAAGAAGAUGAUGUUGCAGGCAGUGACGCUGAUGCUGCUGAGGGCGAAGACAACCAUGACAGCGAAGAUGACGUUGCAGGCAGUGAUUCUGAUGCUUCCGAAGGUGAAGACAACCAUGGCAGCGAAAAUGAUGAUUGGACAGUCAAUGUAGUGACAGCUGAUCCCGAAUGCUUAUUUUUACACCUUAAAUCGGUUUGCUUUUUGGAGUUCAGUGGGAGCCCAAUGGAGAUUAGAUGGUUGAAACUAAUUUUGAAGAAUGCAAAAGCUUUGCAAGCAAUGUCAGUUUCCACUUGCGAUAAGUUCCUUUUUAACACGAGGAGAGAAGUUGAACUUAUGGUAGAGAUACUAAGUCUUCCGAGAGCCUCAACAAGUUGCGUGUUUAAACUGCCCUCUUGGCUGAAAUCAAAAUUUCAGAUCAGACAGAGAGUAUCUCUAAUGGCGGAAGAUUCAGAAACCCUCGCUGCAAAUCCUCCUCCACCACCACCAUCAACAUCAUCGAUGCCGAAAUCUCCUGAAGAAAGUAUGUCUAAACAACCUCCUCAACAGGUGCCACCAUUUUCUGGCUUUCCAACUUUCAAUGGAGAUUUUCAGAUGUUUCCUAUCAUGUAUCCUGCAAUUGUACCUGGGUAUAUCCCUCUACAGAAUCAAGAGCACGUAAACAAUGGGGCUGGAAUUUAUGCUGUGCCUGUUCAUCAUUCUAUGGGUCGAAUGGCUGGCUUUCCUCCCACUACUCUUAUUCCUCUUACCUACAGUACUCCCACAAGGACAAGUCCUCCAGAGGGUGGUGCAGUAGCUGGAGAACAUGGACAACAAGAAGGGAGGCCACAGCAUGCUCCAGAACGACCAGUUGUAGUAAGGAGAUUUCACUUUGCGUUUCAGCUUGACUUGUUACUGAUACUGAAGCUGGCAGCUGUUAUUUUUGUGUUCAACCAAGAUGGAUCAAGACAAAGACUUCUUCUUCUUGUUUUCUUUGCUGCGCUUGUUUAUCUAUAUCAAACUGGAGCACUGACACCAAUAAUCCGGUGGCUUUCUCAAGGCAUGCAGAGAGCAGGGCCUCCACAAAGGCCAGCUGUCAGGGCUGAAAAUGCUCCUGCUGCUAUUAGAGCUGAGGAUGAAAAUGCUGCCCAGCCAGAGGUACAACCUGGAGCUGAGAACGUGAUUGGAGAAAAUGGGAACCAGCACGCUAAUGACGAAAACAUCAACCCUCAAGAACCCGCCGGCCGUGUCAACUGGUUGGUUAUUGUGAAGGAGAUUCAGAUGAUUGUCGUAGGAUUUAUCACUUCGUUACUCCCAGGAUUUCAUAAUGUGGAUUAGAGAUUAAUUUAUUAUAUGCAAAUUAGAAACCAGCCUCAUGGGUGUACUAAACAAAUGGAAAACCGCAAGAAAUGAAAUAGAAGGAAACAAAAAACAUUUUUCUUGAAUUAACAGAAUUUUUUCCUUGAUCUCUUCGUUGUUGUUGGUUUUGUAAGCUGUAAGUAUCUUUUCUAGUAUCUUGUGUAAAUUUUUUUGUGUACUUCAAUAAUGUCUUAUUUUACCAGUUCCUUGACCACUGGAUGCUGUCCUUCUAGGAUACUUUUCUUCA
Molecule: messenger RNA, 2782 nt
Organism: Papaver somniferum (opium poppy)
Lineage: Eukaryota; Viridiplantae; Streptophyta; Magnoliopsida; Ranunculales; Papaveraceae
Product: putative F-box protein At3g58960
Exons: 9
Coding region: 91-2514 (807 amino acids)
Molecular function (GO): protein binding
Source: RefSeq, a predicted model, not a curated record